AUGCCUAGCCUUGAGAGAAGUCCUAGUCCCAAGUCCAGAGAAAGAUCCCCCCCUGCGGUUCACGAGGGAAACGCCAGGGCUCAAAGCUUCAACGAGCAACACCGGGACGCGAAAUUGACGUCUUUGCCACACAAGAAACCAGUUGUGUAUCAGUAUGACACGGGGAAAUUAGCAGGCGACCGUGGACCGACAAGAAACGCAGGAAUGCUGUAUCAGGACAGCAAAGCGUCCGUGACGCACAAUCCUGGCCCGGGCGUGCAUUUGGAGGGUCACAGUCACCCACAGAUCAUUCCUCCAGGGUUCGACGGCCAUCUGCAGGUCAAGGACUCGUAUCUCACGGGCCGAGCCUUACUGUAUUUUACGUCUGUUUUCGUGUCCCUCGGCGUGUUUCUGUUUGGAUACGAUCAGGGUGUCAUGUCUGGUGUCAUUACUGGACCUAUUUUUAAAGAGUAUUUCGACGACCCCUCGCGUGCGGCGAUCGGAAACAUGGUUUCGAUCCUGGAGAUUGGAGCAUUGAUCAGCUCUUUGAUGGUUGGACGUUUGGGUGAAAAAUGGGGUCGCAGACGUACAAUCAGGUACGGAUCGUUUGUGUUCAUUUUAGGUGGUCUUAUCCAGACUUCAGCACUGAAAAUGGCCCACCUGGUAGUGGGCAGAAUUAUUAGUGGUCUGGGGGUCGGGCUCUUGAGUACCAUCGUGCCCAUCUACCAGUCCGAGAUUUCCCCGCCACACAACAGAGGCAAGCUUGCUUGCAUCGAGUUCACAGGCAAUAUUGUUGGCUACUGCUCGAGCGUCUGGGUCGACUACGGGUGCUCUUUUAUCGAGAACAAUACAGCAUGGAGAUUGCCUUUGUUCAUUCAAUGUGUCAUGGGUUUCGGUUUGUUAAUGGGCUCUUUUGUCAUUGUCGAGACCCCAAGAUGGCUCCUUAAUCACGAUCAUGACGUUGAGGGGUUGAUAGUCAUCGCAGACUUGCAUAGUGAUGGCGACGUUCAGGAUUCUCGAGCCCACGAAGAGUUUCAAGCCAUCAAAGAAACUGUCUUGGUUUCUAGACUCGAGGGCGAAAAAAAAUCAUAUUCUUACGUGUUCAAACGCUACAGAAGCAGAAUGUUGAUUGCCAUGAGCUCUCAAAUGUUUGCACAACUGAACGGCAUUAAUGUCAUCUCUUACUACGCUCCAAUGGUCUUCGAGCAGGCAGGCUGGGUAGGUAGAGAUGCAAUUUUGAUGACCGGUAUCAAUAGUAUUAUCUAUGCUGCCUCAACUGUUUUUCCCUGGCACUUGGUUGACAAAUGGGGUCGCAAGCCCAUACUAUUGAUGGGUGGUAUGGUGAUGGGACUUUCUUUGGUUUCCAUCUCUGCAUCGCUCUACAUCAAUGUUGCUUUCACUCCUAACCUGGUUGUCAUUUUCGUUAUCAUCUUCAAUGCAUUUUUUGGUUUCAGCUGGGGUCCAAUCCCAUGGUUGUAUCCUGUCGAGAUUGCUCCUUUGUCUGCAAGAUCAGCGAUGGCAUCAGCUUCAACGGCCACAAACUGGCUCUGCAAUUGGCUAGUUGGAAUUAUGACACCAAUCUUGCAGGAAAAGAUCAAAUGGAGAUUGUAUUUGAUACACGCCGCGUCUUGCUUCCUAUCUUUCUGGUGUGUUUUGAGAGUGUAUCCAGAAACCGCUGGAUUGCGCUUGGAGGAUAUGGGAUCAGUUUUCGAUGACAAAUCUUCCACUUUUAGUUUCCACGGCUCCAUCACAGGAGUGGACGUUGAUACCGCAUCUCUCGCCAACUCGUCAAACGCUAAUCCGUCGUUGGCACGCAAACCCUUGAAUGCUCAACCGUCUCUUUUAGAUGGAAGCAAUCAAAACUUGAAUCCAUUGCAUCCUGCUGCCAGUCAGCACGAGUCAUUGUUGAACCAGCCACCGGUCACCAGCAGUGCACAAAGUGUCAUAUCCAAAAAAAGCAUAGCAAGCACUAACAUGUUGUCUGCGGAGGCGCUCGAUCCCCCAACCUUGCAGCAAGUCCUUGAGUUCAAGAAAGGGCAGCAAGAAGGUGGCAAUUUCCGGAAGUUGGUCAGAAGAGGCUCAGAGACAGUUGGGCUGAUUUACGAUCGGGUCGUGGGUUUGGGUAAAUCCUCGGACAAUGGCGCAUAUGGAACGCUGCCUGCGAAUGAUUCCGCAGGGUCCAGAAGCUGA
Lachancea meyersii CBS 8951 is the source of this 2169-nucleotide messenger RNA. The record is from the annotation of a GenBank genome assembly. Lineage: Eukaryota; Fungi; Ascomycota; Saccharomycetes; Saccharomycetales; Saccharomycetaceae.